AUGAGGAUGAGCUGCAAUGGCUGCAGAGUCCUUCGCAAAGGCUGUAGUGAAGACUGCACCCUCAGACCUUGCCUUCAAUGGAUUAAAUCCCCUGAAUCUCAAGCUAAUGCCACCAUUUUCCUUGCAAAGUUUUACGGUCGUGCUGGCCUAUUGAACCUCAUCAAUGGCGGCCCUGACCACAUUCGGCCUGUGAUAUUUAGGUCACUGCUAUACGAGGCAUGUGGGAGGAUCAUCAGUCCAAUACAUGGGUCAGUUGGGUUGAUGUGGUCAGGUAACUGGCACCACUGCCAAUCAGCUGUAGAUGCUGUGCUUAAAGGUUCACCGAUCAUGCAAGUCCCUAUUGACGAUGCUGCUGCUCAGGCACACGCUAUCAUGCCUCUCAAAGGCUGUGACAUACGCCAUCUCUCCAAGGAAUCCAAUGGCCUUCACCAAGUGAGAACUCGAAGCCGGUUCAAGCGGUCUGGUGGCCAAGGCAAAGGCAAGUUUGUCUCGACUAUCGAGUCGGUCACCGAUCCAAUUCGGUCUACUUCAUCUGGGUGGGACUCCGAUCAACCAAAUGAGUUGAACAGGGUGCUUUGUCAUGACUCAUUCUCUGCUGAACCUGAAACCAUAGAGUCUAACUUGGUGAAUCGGGCUGAACCGGUUUGGGCUGUGAAACCCGGGAGUAACAUAGACCAUAGUGAGAUUCUUCUGGAGCUGACCCUUGGUUUGAAUCCGAUAAUGAACCCAAAAAUUUCCGCAGUGGAAGAGCUCUCUGAUGGUUAUAUGUAA
Molecule: messenger RNA, 771 nt
Organism: Ilex paraguariensis (yerba mate)
Lineage: Eukaryota; Viridiplantae; Streptophyta; Magnoliopsida; Aquifoliales; Aquifoliaceae
Source: the annotation of a GenBank genome assembly